AUGGCUGCCAUGUCGCCAUCGAGCUCGCCGCGGCUACCCAGCCCGCCGCCCAUCGCCGAAGACCAGCUGGGACCCAAGUCGCCCAUCGCUGAGGAGCACUCCGAGGAAGCGAAGGUUGACCAAGGCUCCGCGAGGAGAAUCCGCCCGGGCACCAAGGCCCAAGACAUGGCUGAGGGCCCGCCGUUGGCCGAUCUCAAGGACAUCGAGUCAGCCUUCCAGCUCAUGGAAUAUCUCAAAGCCCUCCACUACUCGGCCACGCAUCCCUCCGACUCGAACACGUCAAGCCCCCUCGACCGCACAGCUGCCAUGAAGCUUGCCGAGCCGCCGCCUGGCGUCGAGCGCGCACUCUGGCUCUACGAGCUGUGCCGCUUCCUGACCGAGCAUGCAAACUCCAUCCUCAUCGCCCUCUUCGCCGACGACCCUCCCUGCUCCGCUCAGACUUGUCCCGAGAUGCGCGCCUCAGAAUGGCAAUACCUCUGCGCCGUCCAUGACCCGCCCAAGUCGUGCUGUGCCAUCGAUUACUGCUGCCAUACGCUUGACUGGGCUGCCAACACGUUGACCUCGCCCAAGAACUUCCCCAGUCGCCUAGCCCUCGGCACUGAGGCAAACACCGCGCACCAGCAAAUCCGCCAGCUUACCAACGUCUUCCGUCGCGUCUAUCGCAUCUUCGCCCACGCUUGGUUUCAACACAGAGAUAUGUUCUGGAAGGUGGAGAACAAGACGGGCCUCUACUCGUUCUUCAAGGUCGUGUGCGACACCUACAAUCUAAUCCCGAGCGACAACUAUACCAUUCCGCCAGAGGCUGAAGGCAUCGAGUCAACACCAACUGAGUCGGCGCAGACGGUGCCCAAAAUACUGAAGAAGGAAGAGAAGGGCGAGGGCAAUGCUGGAGAGCUUGAUGUGGCCGGAAAUGCCACGCUGGUUACUGGUAACACUACCAAGAGACACCGGCAUACGCCGUCAGCAAGCGGGCACCAGAUUAGUGUGAUUGAGGAGAAGGAGGAAGAAGACGCAUCCUCAGCAAAGGCCGCGGAGAAGGCUGCGCAGACUCCUGCUGAGGAGCUUGCCACGGAGCCGGAUACAUCUGAACAGCCUGCCAGUGCGGACGACAAGUCGUCGUCUGAAAAUACCGAGAGCUCUGAAGGCGCAAAUGAAGCUUCCAAAGAUGACGAGGCUCCGAUCGUUGAGGUCACUGAAGCCUCUCCAGAGAAGGAGGUAGAACCCCCACUCAAGGAAGCUGAGUCUGAGGAGACUGCGCCAGAGGUCAAAGAUGAAGAGAAGUCGGAGGUCAAAGAGGAAAGCCAAGACGAGCCCGAAUCGUCUAAGGAGGCGGAAACAACGGAAGAGGAGAGCGACAAGCCUGAUGCGACGACAGAAAAGCCCAGUGACGAGGACAGCAAGAAAACGGACGAAAAGGAGGAGUCUGAACAUGAGAAGGUUGCGGACGAGAAGACUGAGGCAGAGGCAAUAAAGCCUAAUGAAAGCCCAGCCGCGGAUGCAGAUGAGGCUACGAAGACAGUUGCCGAUUAA
Messenger RNA from Lasiodiplodia theobromae, 1530 nucleotides. RefSeq names its product Mob1 family protein. Gene Ontology annotation, cellular component: cytoplasm. The transcript has 2 exons. Lineage: Eukaryota; Fungi; Ascomycota; Dothideomycetes; Botryosphaeriales; Botryosphaeriaceae. The record is from RefSeq and is a predicted model, not a curated record. The coding region runs from base 1 to 1530 and encodes 509 amino acids.